Messenger RNA from Solanum pennellii, 1741 nucleotides. Its product is annotated as protein yippee-like. The record is from RefSeq and is a predicted model, not a curated record. NCBI's taxonomy places the organism in Eukaryota, Viridiplantae, Streptophyta, Magnoliopsida, Solanales, Solanaceae. Gene Ontology annotation, cellular component: ubiquitin ligase complex. Bases 1121 to 1510 code for a protein of 129 amino acids. The transcript has 5 exons.
UUCUACUGUUACAUUCUUUCUUUGCUGAAAUGCAUUAUAUGUAAUUGGAAAUUAGCAUAUUUUCACUUUUGUUAUGUUUAACAAGGGAAAUGUUGACCAUUUGUGUUAUCUGAAAGUAUUUCAUCCCAUAUCCAGCCACCAGAGGGAUGUGGAGAUCUCAAGGAACCUAAAAGGAUAUUUCUUUAAUUAAACAGGAAGACCCUGACAGGUUCUUUAUUUCAGACUGUGUGCACAAUGGUGGCUCCAUUGUUUAGUCAAAUGCUAUUCGCAGAAGCCCUCUGCUGAAUUUGAGAAUUAUUUUAGUUUUUGAAUGUAGAGGUAUGAUGUACAACUGCUCCCAUGCUUAGUUCAGGCGACAAAGGCUGAGGAACUUGUGAACUAGGUCUAAAUUAGAGCUCUAUACCAUGUGAACUAAGCUUAACAUUUAAUUGGAGAGUAGUAGAGGGCUGGGCCCAUAAUUCCCGAACUCUGAAUGCUGCAGUUGGUCGUAAUGGUUGACUUUAGAUGCAUACAAUUAUCAGAAAGAAAAAGUAUGUCUUACAUUUCUCUUGUGAUGCUUCUUGUGGGAAAUUAUGAGUACCCGAUCUCGUAGAUAUCAAACCAUGUGGAAAACUUAAACUCCUAGGAAUAUGUUUGGGCUAUGAUUUCUUUAUCCUAGUAAGGAUGCAUUAGCUAGCACAUGCUCUUAUGAUGGGGUGUCUGUGAUCAGUGCACUGGAACAAAAUAUGUUUAAAAAUAAAAGAAAUAAUAUAUUUAUUUGAAAAAUAAUAUUUUUGAUCCAUUUAGUAACUAUAGGGUACUUUUGGACCAAAUUAUCAACGAUAAGGGUAUAUGUACCAAAGUAUUGACUGCUCGGGUAAUUUUGUUCAUAAAAUAAUAACAUUUUUAUUCAUUUCACCUAAUUUAAGGAUAUUUUUUAUCUUUUCCAUUUUUAAAUGGACUAAAAAGGAAAAAAGCAAGUAGCAUUAAAUUAUUCAAAGAGUCCCUCACACAUUGAGUCCUUUCCUUUUUCCUGACGUUACUUACUAUCUUCCAGCCGAAACAAAAACUAUUACCCCUUUUUGGGCAAGUCCAUUUCCAUUUUGGUUUAUCAAUUUUCUUGUGAUCUCAAAAAUCUUUGAUGGGGAGAUUAUUUGUGUUGACUCUUGAAGGCAAGAUCUACAGCUGCAAGCACUGUGGAACUCAUCUUGCCCUUUCUGAAAACAUUGUUUCCAAGUCUUGCCACUGCAGACAUGGGAAGGCUUACCUCUUCAGUAAAGUGGUGAAUGUCACUUCUGGCGAGAUGGAAGAUAGAGUGAUGAUGACUGGUUUGCACACUGUGGCAGACAUUUUCUGCGUCUGUUGUGGGUCAAUUGUUGGAUGGAAAUAUGAGACCGCCCAUGAGAUGAGCCAAAAGUACAAAGAAGGAAAAUCAGUACUUGAGCGGUUUAAGAUUUGUGGCCCUGAUGGAAGCCAUUACUCGGGUAGUCAUGAUACUCAUGUUGCAGGAAGUGAUACUGAUGAUGUUUGAUCACCAUUCAGAACGAAAAUUAUAUCCAAAAAUGUACAUUCUUUAAACCACCACCCUAUUAGUUCUUCAUGGACCAUUGGAUUCUUGAAUAGCUUAAGCUACUACAACUUCUUUAAGCUUGUCCUUUAUUGUGUAUGAUAAUAUGGAAGCAGCCAUGUGUUGUUGCAAACUAACAUGACCAUCUGCCUGUAUUUGUUAGCAAUGACAAGACAUUACUAGUAGCAACCACUA